Molecule: messenger RNA, 1871 nt
Organism: Cucumis melo (muskmelon)
Lineage: Eukaryota; Viridiplantae; Streptophyta; Magnoliopsida; Cucurbitales; Cucurbitaceae
Product: transcription factor TGA2.3
Exons: 11
Coding region: 86-1492 (468 amino acids)
Biological process (GO): regulation of DNA-templated transcription; DNA-templated transcription
Molecular function (GO): sequence-specific DNA binding; DNA-binding transcription factor activity
Source: RefSeq, a predicted model, not a curated record
UUUCAAUUCCUUUGCUUUUUUACUUGUUUCUUAUCUGUGAAAGAGAAAGAUAAAAGUUAGGGGUUGUUUGUUAUUUCAAGUAACUAUGCAGAGCUUUGAAAACCCAGAACAGUUCUAUGCCCAUUCUUCUUCUUCUUCUUCAAUCUUUCUUCGGGGAGAUGAUAGUGGAAGAUUUCAUACGCGUUUUCUUCCGGACAUUGAGGAACUUCAACAAUCCGCUGCUGCUAUUGCUACUUUUCAUCAAGAUGAUGCUGUUGAUUUAAGCCCAAGCUCUGUUUUCGGUUUAAAAUCGACCCACAAUACAGCUUUUCCAAUCCACCUACCGUACGGGAACACGGAUGUGGGUUCCAUAGGACGAAGGGGGUAUUUAGAUACAGGACAGGAAUUGAUGCGGUUGAAAAGGGUGGCUCCGCCGCAUUCGCUGGCGGUGACAGUCGCAGCUUCGUCAUCGUUGGGAAACGGGAGCUUUGAGAACUGGGGAGAGUCAGCCAUGGCAGAUAAUAGCCAACAGACUGACACUUCCACAGACAUCGACAAUGAUGAAAGACACCAGUUCCAAGGAGCUGUACAUGGAGCUCUCAUGGCGGUGGACUCCAUGGAUCAAUCUAAAGCAAAAUCGGCAGAUCAAAAGACUCUUCGUCGACUUGCUCAAAAUCGAGAAGCAGCGAGGAAGAGUCGACUGAGGAAAAAAGCAUAUGUCCAGCAGCUGGAAAAUAGUAGACAGAGGCUUGCGCAGCUAGAGCAGGAGCUUCAUCGAGCACGUCAACAGCAGGGCAUUUUUGUGACUUCUGGGGUAGGAGACCAUUGUGCAUCGAUGGCAGGAAAUGGUGCCUUGGCAUUUGAUCUUGACUAUGCACGUUGGCUUGAUGAGCAUCAACGGCUUAUCAAUGAUUUGAGAGCUUCGGCGAAUUCUCAUCUGGGGGACGACGAAUUGAGAUUUCUUGUUGAUGGGGUGAUGACUCAUUAUGAUGAACUCUUUAGGCUGAAAAGUGUAGGCGCUAAGGCCGAUGUAUUCCACAUUCUAUCGGGGAUGUGGAAGACUCCUGCUGAGAGGUGUUUCAUGUGGUUGGGAGGAUUUCGUUCGUCCGAGCUUCUAAAGAUAGUGGGGAGCCAUUUGGAGCCUUUAACAGAUCAGCAAUUGAUGGGUAUAUGCAAUUUGCAGCAAUCUUCUCAACAAGCUGAAGAUGCGUUGUCACAAGGCAUUGAAGCUUUGCAACAAUCUCUUGUAGAAACCCUUUCCUCUGCUUCUUUAGGGCCAGCCAGUUCAGGAAAUGUCGCUGAUUACAUGGGCCAAAUGGCGAUUGCAAUGAGCAAGCUAACUACGCUUGAGAACUUUCUACAUCAGGCUGAUCUUCUGAGGCAGCAAACACUCCAACAGAUGCAUCGGAUAUUAACUACUCGUCAAGCUGCACGAGCGUUACUUGUGAUCAGUGAUUACAUUUCACGUCUUCGAGCUCUCAGUUCUCUUUGGUUAGCACGACCGAAAGAGUGAUAUCUAGCUUAGGCAUAUUGACACUGAGACUAAGGAGCAUUGUCAGAGGCAAUCUACAGCGAGAACCCAAUUUCUGUUGCUGUUUGUUGUGUUUUAUCCGAGAAAGAGCUAGGAAGUUGAAACCUUUUUUCUUCCAAUUGGUUUCCACUUUGUUCCGUUCACAAACAAGUGUAUUUUUUGUUUUGUUUUAUGUUUCAUAUAAUUUUCUGGAUGCUUAGGUUGGUAUCUAUAUUAGUUCUUUUAUGUCUUUUGCUUUCUUAAAUCUAAGAAGAUCCCAGAGCUCAGACGCUAGGAGCUUGCUUGUAAAAAAUGACUCAUUUGACAUUCAAAUGAAUAUUGAACUAAUUUGGCUAAUAGAUCUUUCGAAAUUCAUGGUUAA